Dufourea novaeangliae is the source of this 462-nucleotide messenger RNA. RefSeq lists its product as uncharacterized. The transcript has 2 exons. The record is from RefSeq and is a predicted model, not a curated record. Bases 1 to 462 code for a protein of 153 amino acids. Lineage: Eukaryota; Metazoa; Arthropoda; Insecta; Hymenoptera; Halictidae.
AUGCGAUCGAGGGUGAAUCUAGUCGCGAUUCUGUUGACACUGAGCUGCGCGGCACGACUGCUGGAGACUGCCAAGUCCGAUGUCAGACAGCAAGGUCUGACGAAAGGCGCCCAUAAGGAUAACGGAUCCAUUGGGAAGAAGAUCUUCAAGGGAGCACAGAAUAAGUUAUCCCCGAUAAUUUUGGGUCCACCAUUAUUGGAGCACAAGACGACGAGUGCCAAGACGCAGAUGAAGAAAGUCCAGGCUCUGGCGAAGGAUUAUCUGAUCGAAAAAGAUCGUCCACGACGAAAGAGACGGAAAAUGGAUCGCACGAUGAUGGCUCUACUGAUGGCUUACAAGAUGAAGUUCGUCGCCCUGGUACCGACCUUGGUCGGCGGUCUGAUCCUCCUGAAGGCGACCGCUCUCCUCGCAGGAUUUUUUUUCGCCCUGUUCGCCGCGGUCCUCGGGCUGAAGGUGCACUGA